Messenger RNA from Saimiri boliviensis boliviensis (Bolivian squirrel monkey), 4023 nucleotides. RefSeq names its product UDP-GlcNAc:betaGal beta-1,3-N-acetylglucosaminyltransferase 5 (gene B3GNT5). Gene Ontology annotation, cellular component: Golgi membrane. Lineage: Eukaryota; Metazoa; Chordata; Mammalia; Primates; Cebidae. The record is from RefSeq and is a predicted model, not a curated record. Gene Ontology annotation, biological process: protein O-linked glycosylation. Gene Ontology annotation, molecular function: N-acetyllactosaminide beta-1,3-N-acetylglucosaminyltransferase activity.
AGGGGACGGACCCUGGGAGCGGGAGAGUUAGCAUGGCCGCUGAAGAGACUGGGAAAGGGAGAAAGUCCGGGACAAAUACGAGAACAGUCAUGCAGCACUGAAAACUGCCCAAAGCUAGAGAGCACCAUUAGUGGUGACGCUGCCUGCCUGGUGGCAUGGAAUGCUCACGUGGAAUUGCCACCUGAGGCCGCUCACCGCGCUUCCUGAAGGAUGCCCAUGUGGAAGAAUUUCGACGUGCCAGUGUCCUCGUUCUACAGGGUGUUCCAUUCCUUUGCAAUCUCAGAAAAAUGGGAUUAAAAUAAACUAUUUUGUAAAAUAAGAAGACUGUUUUCCAUUUUUAAUGGCCAACAUGUAUUAAGAUGGACAUCUACUCCACGCAAUACGAAGCUCUAUGGUGGCGAAGAAGCAAGUGCCUGUUUAAAACUGAUCCUAAAUAAAAACACUGGCGUGGAUAUGAGAAUGUUGAUUAGUGGCAGAAGAGUCAAAAGAUGGCAGUUUAUUAUUCGGUUAUUUGCUCCUUGUUUUAUACUGAGCCUCAUGUUUUUUUGGGAACCGAUCGAUAAUCACAUUGUGAGCCAUAUGAAGUCAUAUUCUUACAGAUACCUCAUAAAUAGCUAUGACUUUGUGAAUGAUACCCUGUCUCUUAAGCACAUAUCAGCUGGGCCUCGCUACCAAUACUUGAUUAACCACAAGGAAAAGUGUCAAGCUCAAGAUGUCCUCCUUUUACUGUUUGUAAAAACUGCUCCUGAAAACUAUGAUCGACGUUCCGCAAUUAGAAAGACGUGGGGCAAUGAGAAUUAUGCUCGGUCUCAGCUGAAAGCCAACAUCAAAACUCUGUUUGCCUUAGGAACUCCUAAUCCACUGGAGGGAAAAGAACCGCAAAGAAAACUGGUUUUGGAAGAUCAAAAGUACAAUGAUCUAAUUCAGCAAGACUUUGUUGAUUCUUUCUACAAUCUUACUCUGAAAUUACUUCUGCAGUUCAGUUGGGCAAACACGUAUUGUCCACAUGCCAAAUUUCUUAUGACUGCUGAUGAUGACAUAUUUAUUCACAUGCCAAAUCUGAUUGAAUACCUUCAAAGUUUAGAACAGAUUGGUGUUCAGGACUUUUGGAUUGGUCGUGUUCAUCGUGGUGCUCCUCCCAUUAGGGAUAAAAGCAGCAAAUAUUACGUGUCCUAUGAAAUGUACCAGUGGCCAGCUUACCCUGACUAUACAGCUGGAGCUGCCUAUGUCAUCUCUGGUGAUGUAGCUGCUAAAGUCUAUGAGGCGUCACAGACACUUAAUUCUAGUCUUUACAUAGAUGAUGUGUUCAUGGGCCUGUGUGCCAAUAAAAUGGGAAUAGUACCACAGUACCAUGUAUUUUUUUCCGGAGAGGGUAAAACUCCUUAUCAUCCCUGCAUCUAUGAUAAAAUGAUGACAUCUCACGGACAUUUACAAGAUCUCCAGGACCUUUGGAAGAAUGCUACAGACCCAAAAGUCAAAACCAUUUCAAAAGGUUUUUUGGGUCAAAUAUACUGCAGGUUAAUUAAGAUAGUUCUCCUUUGUAAAAUUAGCUAUAUGGACACAUAUCCUUGCAGGGCCGCAUUUGUCUAAUAACAGUACUUGAAUGUUGUAUGUUUUCACUGUCACUGAAGUCAAACCUGGUUGAAAAGAUCCUUUAAAUGUUUGUCUGUACCCUAACUAAAAUGAACAUGAAAGACAAAGAAAUAUUUUGAUAGCCUAGGCCAUCAGAAUGUUUCUUUGAUUCUAGAAGCUGUUUAAUAUAACUUACCUACUUUAUUGCCUAAAUUCGUUUCAAAGAAUUUGUAUUUAGAAAAGGUUUAUAUUCUUAAUGAAAACGAAACGAAAGGGAAGCUCACGUUCUCAUUUAAUGUCACAAAUAUACUUGAGGUGUAGAGAUGUUCGUAAGAAGUCUUGGUGUUAGAGUCAUUGCGUUUGGAAAAUACCAAACGAAUGUAUAGUACAGCAUUUCAAGUAAAUGAAUAUAUCAUUAGACCAGGUAAACCAGUUUAUUUUUGUUAAAGAGCACUUGGUGGAGGUGAUAGGGACAGGGAAAGGUUAGCAUAGGAGAGAAAGUACAUAAAUCUGGUAAAAGAAAGCCUCUUGUUCUUAAAAGGAGAUAUAGGAAAAUGUGUACAAUUUUAUUAUACACAGACAAAUCCCUUAUUAUCACAUCCAUAUAGCUAUUUUACCUAGAUGGUGUUAGAGUCUUUAAAAUAUAUUUGUAUCUUUUUUCAAAGUUUAAUGCAAAUUUUGAGAAAAGUUAUUAACACUGCCCUAGCUAAUACUUUAUAUAUGUUUUUAAUGGAUUUUUAAAAAUAUUAGAAAAUGACUCAUAAAAUGGGCAGCUGGUUGCUCACAGGGGCCUCAUUUUAAUGAAUUUUUCAGCUGUUUUUUAAGUAUUCAGUAUUGGCCUGUGUCUAAGGUUGUUAUUUGAAUGUAGUUUCCAUAGAGGAAUAUAAUAAUGGACAGACUUCAAAUGGAAAGACAGAACGUUAAAAGCCUAAUUUCUCCAUAAUUUUAUAAGAUGAAAUCUGAGUGUCUAAACCAUUGUACUGAUUACUAAAAUUAACCCACCCCUCCCCAGAAGGUCUUAUAAACACAGCACUUUGUUCCGAGUUUAGAGUUUUAAAUUGAGAGCAUUAAACAUCAAAGUUACAAUAUCUAAAACAAUUUAUUUUCAUCAAAUAACUGUCAGAGGUGAUCUUUAUUUUCUAAAUAUUUCAAACUUGAAAACAGUAAAAACGUGAUUUUUUACUCUGAAAAGAAAAGUUGCCAGUUUGAGGUUUAAAACAUUUUUAAAGCUGCAUGUUCCUUGUAAUCAAAGAGUUGUGUCUGAGAUCUAAUAAAGUAAGUUAUGUUUAUUUUAUAAAGCAGGAUAAAAAUGUGGCUAUAAUACACACUACCUCCCCUCACUACAGAAAGAACAAGUUGGUGUCUACUGCUUGGGAGAUUGUAUGAAGGCCAAAAUAAUGACAUCAGCAAAAGUGGCUGAACUGACUCUAAGACCUUUGCCUGCAGGAGGGACCUGUUAGGGAAAAUAAGAUGUCUCAUAUAAUAAGGUGAUGUCUGAAACAUGCAAAACAAAACUAAAAAAGUCUCAGUAUACACAACUGGAUGAUGAUAUUUACAAUUUUUAGCAGGUAGCAUUUUAAUGUUUACAGAAACUUUAAUUUUUUUUCUAUUUUGAAAUUUGAGGCUUGUUUACAUUGCUUAAUUUAGCAUUUUUAACUAAUGUCCAAACUACAGUGUCAAACAUUCUAGGUUGUAGUUACUUUCAGAGUAGAUACAGGGUUUUAGAUCUUUACAGUUGAAGUUUUCUGACCAAUUUAAAAAAAAAAAAACCGUAGAGAACAAAAGCAUAUUUGACCAAGCAACAGGCUUAUAAUUAAUUUGUAUUCGUUGAUUCUCUAAUAAUGUUUUGCCUUUUGGCCAUAUACAGCCUGUGUAUCUAUACUUGGAAGUGUUCACAGUUGCCAUUGGUUGAAAACAUCCGUGUCUCUGGCCAUCAAAAUGAUCUUGUUUACAGGAAUGCUUUUGUGAAACAAUUAUUUAUUUGCUGAAAGAGCUCUUCUGAACCGCAUCCUUUUUAAUUUUGCUUAGACUAGAAUGGAGCAGGUUUAAAUUUCAAGGAAAUAUGAAGGCACUUCCUUUCUUUGUCUAAGAAGCAAGUUGCUAGAUGAUUCCUUCAUCACACUUAAAGUACUGGAAAGAGUAUUUGUAAAUAAAAGGGUUCCAACCUUUUAAAAAAGGAAAAAACUUUUUGGUGCUCCAGUGCAGGACUAUCUCAACAAAGGGAAAAUCAACGAUCAGCUUGGAUGGUCACUUGAAUAGAAGAUGGUUAUACACAGUGUUAUUGUUAAAUCUUUUUUACCUUUUGGUUGGUUUGCAUCUUUUUUCCAUAUUGUUAAUUUUGUACCACAAUGUUAAAUAUUUGUAUUAUUUGAAUUUUGCUCUCAUAUGGCAAACUAAUUAGUGGGUUUUUAAAAAAUCUGUGAUUUCCAAUAAACAACUGAAAAAUUAUCA